AUGGUUCGCAUCAUCUCCGCCGCCGUCGCCUUCCUGGCCUUCUUCGCCACCACCGAGGCCUGCGCCGGUUGGUACCAGUGCAAGUACAAUGAUGGACGCCACUGCUGUGUGAUUGACGGCGGCCUCGGCGCCGGCGGAUGCCCUUCCAAGUGCGACGGCGGCUCCAAGUGGCCCGCGGAGUGCGUCAGCCAGACCACCGGCAACUCCCGUACUGAGUAG
This is a messenger RNA of Colletotrichum abscissum, 219 nucleotides long. RefSeq lists its product as uncharacterized. The transcript has 2 exons. The record is from RefSeq and is a predicted model, not a curated record. The coding region runs from base 1 to 219 and encodes 72 amino acids. Lineage: Eukaryota; Fungi; Ascomycota; Sordariomycetes; Glomerellales; Glomerellaceae.